Cryptomeria japonica (Japanese cedar) is the source of this 3086-nucleotide messenger RNA. RefSeq lists its product as uncharacterized. Gene Ontology annotation, molecular function: mRNA binding; poly(A) RNA polymerase activity. The transcript has 10 exons. Gene Ontology annotation, cellular component: nucleolus; TRAMP complex. The coding region runs from base 152 to 2683 and encodes 843 amino acids. Gene Ontology annotation, biological process: RNA 3'-end processing. The record is from RefSeq and is a predicted model, not a curated record. Lineage: Eukaryota; Viridiplantae; Streptophyta; Pinopsida; Cupressales; Cupressaceae.
UCUGAACGUAAAGAUACGUUGAUUGGCAGAUAAUAUAAAAAGGCAUUUGGUAUUCGUGAUCAAGGCUGGAUGAAUUAAUUAAUUAAUCCUUCGUUUGUGUUCAAGGCAGGCCUCUGGUUUGAAUUUUUUAGAGGCAGACGACCCUCCCGCCAUGGCGUCGUCAGCUUUUAGGAAGGAAACGACAGACACAUAUUUAUCAAACCAAUCAGAGGUCUCCUCAAGCCUUGGAGGUUUCAUUUUCCUCUGCAAUCAAUACACCAUAUCUCAACAACUUCAGCACCACCUUUUUGCUUUGCCAAUUGAGUAUCUUGACAGAGUUAAAGCUAUAAGGCCCGGCUUGCCUCUGUUUCUGUACAACUCUUCUGAUAGGCGCCUUCAUGGCGUUUUUGAGGCAGCAUGUAAUGGAGGAUUAAAUUUGAGGAAUCCUCCAGGGAAGCAUAUGAGCGCCGAACAAAGUGGAAGGGUGUUUGAAUCCCAGUAUCCCGCACAGGUUAAAAUGCAUGUCAGGGAAAGGCGACCUUCCCUUGACAUAGAUCAAGUUAGAUCAGUUCUUCAUCCACAUGACCACCAUGAAUUUCAGCUUGAAUUAUCUCCAACAGAGGUGGAGAGUUUGCUGCGAUUAUUUGAUUGCAAGAAUAGAAAAGUCAGGCGAUGUAAGAAUGCAGAAGGGAAUAUCAAUGGAAAAAGCUGUUUUGCUGAAAGCCCGAAAGAUGAAAUAUCAAACAUUUGUUUUGGAUCACAUAAGGCUACUUUGAAGGUGAGUAUAUAUGCUACUAGUACAUUGCCCAGCAAAGGGAUGGGUGACAAAACAAUAUUUCCUCGAUACAGAAGUAUUCUGUCUUCAAACACUGUCCCAAGUUCAAAUGGGGUACUUGAGAGCCCUGCAAGAGGAUUGAAGAAAAAUGAGACCUUCUGGCGCAAGAAAGAAGUAUCCACAGGUCCUGUUACUAAUAAUUCUGCUGAUUGUGCUGGAAUGGCUGUACUUCCUAUGGGAAAAAAUGGUUCUAAUUCAGGGGAUGAACUUGUAAUUUCUGAGGCAGAGGCUAAUAGUUUACAAAACUUAAAUCAUAAUAUAAAUGGUGAGCUGUUGAAUCUGUCGGGGCAGAAGUUUCAUGAACGUUCUGACACUAACAAUAGAAAGGCUUUUUUAAAAUCACACAAAAUAUGUGGUAAUCAGAAAUACGUUUAUGUUGAAUCUAAUGCCCAGCAUCCUUGUAAGAACUUUGAGAGUUGUAAGAAUGUGGAGAAGCCGCGCAAGCAUAAUGACAAAGAACAAAUAUUUGAUAAGGAACAGAAACAGAAACAGAAGACGCAACAGGGGAUACUAGAACAACAUUUGCUUUCUUCCCCCAUGUCUGCAGUGUCUUUUGUGCCAUAUGUUUUACAGAUUCCAUUUCUGUAUUCUAAUGUGCCAGUUGCAGAUAGUUUGUCACAUUUUUGUCAUUCAUCGUCUUAUUCAUUAGAGGAAUACAUUUAUGCUCCACUUGGGUCUUCUAUUUUUUCAUCGACUCAUGGCAUGUUGGAAGGUAAUGAAGUAAACAUGCAUGCCCUUCAUUCUGAGAUAGUGCAGUUUGCCCAUAAUGUGAGACCCAGCGAUGCAGUAUAUCAACAAGUACAAGCAGCAGUCGAAUGUGUACGCCUCGAAGUAAAACACUGUUGGCCUAACAAGGACAUAGAGGUUUAUGGCUCUUUUGCAACAGGACUUUGCAUUAGUCAAAGUGACAUUGAUGUGGUAGUCGUUGGGUGCCAAACAGCACUUGAAACUACUCUUGAAAAAGAAGGCACACUUUCUUUAAUCAGGAAGCUUGCAAAACAAUUGACAGGCUGUAGCUGGUGUGAAGGCCUAUAUACAAUAGAAUCUGCACCCAUUCCUGUAAUAAAGCUUAAUUGCAAUCCUACUGUAGUUGUCUCUUCAAAUGAAGGAUCCUGUCUGGAACCUAUUGCCAUUGAUAUUACCAUAGGAGGAAGAAAUGGGUUAACAGAUAAAAACAUCCAUAGUGGUGUACAUGCAAGAGAGUUUGUUCUCCAUAAGUUGCAUCAGUUCCCUUCUUUGGUUCCCUUGGUUCUCUUAUUGAAGUCAUAUCUGCAUCAUAAAGGGUUGAACACGGUAUAUUUUGGAGGAUUAUCAUCUUAUUCGUUGACUCUGAUGCUAGUAUUUUACCUAGAGCAAAUGUUUCCAGCUUUUCCAGAUAUGUCUCUACCUUCAGCUUCUUUGAAACCAGUUGAAACCUUGUGCUUGUUUGGCAAAGAUUCUUCUGUUGGGGAACCUGUGAUUAAAAGGGCAAAAUAUGUUAUUGAUCAGUUGCUCAGGCUUCUUGACACUUCUGUUGGAUUCCCCAAUCUAGGGACCUUACUUUUGGGUUUUUUGACCUAUUUCGGUUCAUUUAUUGAUUUUUCCCGUAUGAGAAUUGUUUUACAGGGUAAGGACGGAAAUCCUGGUGGGAUAUUCUGGCAAAGUGAAAGGCAAACGCCAGCUCCACUGUACAUUGAGGAUCCUUUGCGGCCAGGUGUAAAUGUUGGUGCAGGGUCUUUUGCUAUGUGCCAUGUACAGACUGCAUUUGUGGAGAUGCUACAAAUUCUGACCAGACCACUUCCAGACACAUUAAAUCAUACAAAACCCAUUUCAAGCCAGAGUAAUUCUCUUCCAUAUCUAGAUCAACUGUUCUACAAAACUGGAAACUGAUGUCAAAGAAAAAACAAUGUUGUCUUCAGCAGAGGAGUAGCAGGGAAGUAACUUAACUGAGUCACUGAUUAGUGUAACUUAUGGAAGUGAUAUAAUUGAUAAGAGUAAUUGAUGAGUAGUGCUAUUUUGUAUUCCAGUAGAAUAUAACUUAUGAAUAGCAUGAUAAUCAAUGUUUUUACACGGUGUCUUCUCAGAUGAAGUUGCUAUUAUGCAAACUUAGAUUUUACCAGUGCAAAUCAUUCCAAUUAGGCCGAGGAAGACAAAAUUAGUAGCUGUUUAUAUAACAAACAUGGAAAUCAGGGGUAUAAUUCUUCAAUUCUUUAAUUUUUAAUUCAUCAUAUUUUUGCAAUAAUUUUGUCCGUCUGUAAUUGUGAAAUUCAUAUAUUCAUACCAUUUUCCAUUU